Messenger RNA from Brachypodium distachyon (stiff brome), 2958 nucleotides. Its product is annotated as probable LRR receptor-like serine/threonine-protein kinase At2g16250. Bases 399 to 2693 code for a protein of 764 amino acids. NCBI's taxonomy places the organism in Eukaryota, Viridiplantae, Streptophyta, Magnoliopsida, Poales, Poaceae. The transcript is spliced from 4 exons. The record is from RefSeq and is a predicted model, not a curated record. Gene Ontology annotation, molecular function: ATP binding; protein kinase activity; receptor serine/threonine kinase binding. Gene Ontology annotation, biological process: protein phosphorylation.
AGGAGCUAAGAAGAGGCCCCACUCAACACAAUAUGCCCCACCUGUCAGUGAAUAGAGAACCCAGGGGCGCACUCGCAGCCGUGGGAAACGAUCACCCGCCACUGGGACUUGGGCCCACUGGAACCCCGCACUGGGGCCACAGGGAAGUGAGCGACGCCGAGACGUCCUCGUCGUUUCCCACUCGCGUCUCCCCGGGCUCCCCGUGGUCAACUCGUUGCUUCCCCAGACGCUGACCGGCGGGGGAAUAGGCCUUGGCCUGGCCACCCAAAAGACCGAACACCUUGCGCACACCACCUCCCUCCGCACCAUGGGGGCGCCAUGACACCACCACCCGCAGCUCCCGCUACCGCACACACCCCCACUCCGCUCCCUCCUCCUCCUCCUCUUCCUCCUCCCACAUGCUUCCGCGCUACGGCCUCGUCGUCGCCGUCCUCCGUCUGUUCGUGCUCUUGUUGCCCGCGGCGCUCGCCCAGGGGCAGCCGCCGCUCCCGCGGCAGGACGUUGCCGCGCUCUACCGGCUGCGCGCGUCGCUGGGCGUGCGCGCGCGGGACUGGCCGGUCAAGGCGGACCCCUGCGCCGCCUGGGUCGGAGUCGCCUGCCGCGCCGGGCGCGUCAAGGAGAUCCGCCUCCGCGGACUCCGCCGCACAACCGCCGGCGCCCGCAGCGCGUCCUUCGCAGUCGACGCGCUGUCCGGCCUCACGGCACUCGAAGUUUUCAACGCCUCCGGGUUCCCGCUCCCCGGCCCGAUCCCGGCGUGGUUCGGCCGCGGACUCCCGCCGUCGCUCGCCAUCUUGGACCUCCGCUCCGCUCACGUCAAUGGAAAGCUGCCCCUCUAUCUUGGCAUGUCCGGGAACCUGUCGACACUUGUUCUCGCUGGUAACAGCCUCUCCGGCCGGAUUCCGGCGUCGCUUUUCUCCGGUAAGACUCUCCAAUUUGUUGAUCUUUCGAACAACAAUCUCACCGGUGAGCUUCCAAGCGUGUCUGUCUCUGCCGGUGACGUUGCUGGAGUUUUGUUUAACGCUUCGGGGAAUUCACUGUACGGUGCAAUCGAUGAUGGCCUUGGGUCCCUCAAAAGGAGGUUUCAGGUGGUCGAUGUCUCGAGCAAUUACUUUGGCCAAGCGCCCGGGAUUGGAUUUGGGAAUGGCUCUGAUGGAACAGUGUAUGUCAAGAUGAAUUGCUUGUCAAGCAUACCAAGCCAGCGCAGCCGUGGUGAUUGCGAGGAGUUCUAUAAAAGGAAUGGAUUGGCAUUGCCAGAACCACCACAAGCAUCGCCAUCACCAGGCAAGAAAUGGGUCAGGUGGAAGUAUGUACUGACUGGAGUUCUUGGAGCUGCCGCAGUUGUGGUUGUUCUUUUCCUUAUAGCACUGGUGUUUUGCUUGGUGGGGAGGGGGAGAAAGAGACCGAAAGGAAGAGGAUUGGAGCAGAACGAGGAAGGCAUCCGCUCUGGUCGCAGGAGCAGCAGUGUGAAUCCGGUGGUGCUGUCACCCACGGCAGCCCCCUGGACAGCUAACACUGCACCCAAGGGUUUGCCUAUCAUCAUGGAAGAGUUCACCUACGAGCAGUUGCACCAUGUCACCGGAGGCUUUGGAGACUACAACCUUGUUAAGCAUGGGCGCUCUGGGGACAUUUACCAGGGUGUCUUGGAUAAUGGCUUCAAUGUUGUUGUAAAAAGGAUCGACCUGAAGAGCGCUAAGAAGAACAUAGAGGAAUUGGGCUUUCUUAUGAAAAAAUCCCAUGGAAGGAUUGUUCCGUUGCUGGGGCAUUUGGUCAAGGAUGAGGAGGCAUUGCUAGUGUACAAGUACAUGGCAAAGGGAGAUUUGACAACCGUACUGCACAAGAAGCCUGUGCAUGCUGAAGAGCGUUUGUGUUCAUUAGAUUGGAUAACAAGACUGAAGAUUGCUAUUGGUGUAGCUGAGGCCUUGUGCUUCCUUCAUGAUGAAUGCAGUCCACCAUUGGUUCACAGAGAUAUCCAAGCUAGCAGUGUGCUUCUUGAUGACAAAUUUGAAGUGCGCCUUGGGAGUUUGAGUGAAAUUUGCCGUCAACCAAGUGAGGGGAGCAGGAGUUUUAUCUCUAGGGUGUUGAGAUCGUCAAAGUCUCUCGACAAGAACAAAUCAGGUCCACCAGCUAGCUGUUCAUAUGAUGUUUACUGCUUUGGAAUGGUGCUACUUGGGCUGAUCACCGGGAAUUUUGGUGCGAGUGGCUCGAGUGACACCGUCUCAGAGGAGUGGUUGGCAAGCACGUUAGGUUACAUUGAAACCCAUGAUAAGGAGAGCAUCGCAAAUAUUGUAGACCCUUCACUGGUUGUGGAUGAAGACCACUUGGAAGAAGUCUGGGCAGUGUCCAUUGUUGCAAAGACAUGCUUGAAUCCAAUGCCCUCCAGGCGGCCACUUGCUCGGUACAUCUUGAAAGCACUGGAGAACCCGCUAAGGGUGGUGCGGGAAGAGCUCUUCUCCAGCUCCUGCAGUUCACCUCGGCUCAGGAGUACCUCGUCUCGAAGCUCUUGGCGUUCUGCUUUCCAUGGACACUCGUACCGAUGGUCAGAGCUCACACAAACAUCAGGGAAAGCACUUGCUCCCAAGCAGUCCGUGAAAUCGCAAGGAAGUGACGAGGAGGAAAAUCAGUUCUCGUUCAAGAUGGCUUCACGGGAGAUGUUCCCAGAUCCAGUAGAGUUGGAAGAAAAUGUUGUUGUUUAGGAUCUCCACAGAUUAGCGAUACUUGAGACUUCUUUUAAAUAUCAGAUGUGUAUAAUUCGACCUCUGAUGUGCAUAUUUUGAUGCCCCUAGUAGGUGAAAAACUGUGCAUACAGGGAGUAGGCUCUCUUUCUCCUCCCCUUCUCAUUUCACUUUUUUGUAACCUGUACUAGGAAUAAAUCUGUAACCUGUACUGAGAAUAAAUGGCCCACAGCAGCUGCGGCCCUCGCAUUUGGCUGAAAUUUUGGAAGAACAUUCUCAUUUGCCA